UUGUUUUAUUUAUAUCCGGGUACACCGGCUGAAGCAGAAGGGCUGUAGACCACAUGCACAACGGAGCAUGCUUUAAGGCCGUCUGGCUACGUGACAACAUCUUGUAGGCAGCAGAGGCUAAGCCAUGGUGGUGAAGAAGAAAACUACUAAAGUGGAAGCGGUGGCAUUGGAUGAGGAGAAGCUAUGCAAGCUUAUAGCGUCCCUCUCUGUAGAUGGAGGAGCAGAUGGAGUCAAACAGCUGGCCCAGACCCUGCAGUCCUGCCUAGAGCUGACUGAUCCCGUGCAGCAGAUCCAGCUGAUCAAAAAGGCCGGGUCCCAGUUGGAGGCUCUGAGUGAGGAACAAGCUGGCGGCGCGCUGGAUGCCUGUCUGAACGCCCUAGCGCUGGUCUACACCUCUGUGCGGGCGAAGAACCCCCUGAGACGGGCCGUCGCCAGCGCCUUGGGUUCAGUGCCUGAGGGGCUUCAGGGCCGGGCUGUGGACCGCCUGUCCGCCUGUUUGUCCGACUGUCUGUCCAGUCCUGGUCCAGAACAGCAUCCACGCGUCAUCGACACCAUCUCCGCCUGCCUGGACGGCUUCCCGCUCGGCGAGAGAUGCAUUAACGAGCUGCAGCUUCAAGUGUUAAAGUUCAUCUGCAAGGUUCUACAUGAAUACCUUCACCAGAACCGGGGUCUCGCAGGCCGCCACAUCGCUCAGGCCCAGCUGAUGCAGUCCUGCCUGGCCGCGGUGAAAACCUCCAUGCUGGUGCUGCAGAGAUGCCCGGACGGCCUCGGCGACGCGCUGCCGGCCCAGCAGGACGCGCUGGGCGGCCUCCUGAGCUGCUACACGCACAUCCUCACAGACGAAGAGUUCAUCCAGGCGGUUCAGAGCACAGCAGGCAUGGCCGUGGUGCUGCUCGUCAGGUCCGCCAUGGGCUCUGGAGACGAAGUCGCCGCUGUGGUGUGCAGUUUGCUGCGUGGCUCGGUCCAGGGUUUGGAAUCGGCCCCUCGGUGGCUCCGGCAGAGGUGUGAGGGUCUGUGCGCGGGCCGGCGGCCUCCGGGCGUCUCUCUGUACCUGUGCCACGGCGCUCUGGCCAUGCUGAGCUGGAAGGCCUCCCUGCCUGGGCCUCGGUGGGAGGAGCUGCUGCUGUUGGUGCCGGAGACGCUGCUGGACCUGGAUGCCAGCGUAAAGGAGUCCAGUACAGCCAUGGUGGUGGCUCGGGUCUUGACCCUGUGGAGCGGCGCCGCCCUGGACUGCCUGCAGGAGGAGAAGCACCUCUGCCCCCCCGGCCUCCGGGCGGCGCUCCGCGGAGGCUCCGAGCUGCAGCGCCACCUGCUGGAGCACAUCUACUCCCACUGGGAGCACCCUCUGGACGGCGUCCGCCACCAAACCCGCUCCCUGUUCCACAACCUCCUCCUCCUGCACCGGCACACGAUGCCGACGGCCGCCUCCGACCCGGCGGAGGACCCGUACGUCGCAGAGCUCACCCACAGCCUGCUGGGCUUGGAGUGGCACAUGAGGGGGAAGUACGGCGCCCUGGGCUGCCUGGUGGAGCUCCACGGGGCGGAGCGCCUGCUGAGCAUCCAGCCCCAGCUGCCGUCGCGUCUCCUGGACCUGAUGGGCGAUCAGAGCCUGGCUCCUUACGCCAGCGACCUGCUGGAGAGGCUGUUCGUCAGCCACAGGGCCCAGCUGGCGGGAGGAGGAGCCCCCGAGGAGACGGAGGGCUGGGUAGAGCGUUGGCACCGCACGUGGGUGGACCCUCUGCUGCACGUCCUGUGUGACAGCAGGCCGGACCAGACCACCUACAUACUGGACUACUUCCUGCCCAAGCUGCUGCGAUGCAGCCCCUCCAGUCUGGCGCACAUGGUGCAGGCCCUGCAGGAUUCCCCGCCCUGCAGGACAGGUUCUUCAUCCAGCAGAGGAGCUCUGGGAGCCUUGAUGACCUGCCUGCGGGCAGCCAGAGCUCAGGGGGUCGCCACAUCCUCAGGGGAGGGUCUGUGGGGGGGAUUGAUCCCGCUCCCCUUGUUGCAAAGUGCACUUAUCCACAAACAUGACCAGGUGAGGAUGGACGCUCUGGGUUUGGUGUGUGAGAGCCACCGCAGCACGGAGGUCCUGACCCUGCAGGAGAUGGAUCUCAUCCGCCAUUUCCUCCCUCCCAACCUGAACAGCCAGUCGCCCGGCGUCAGGCAGCAGACCGUCAGCCUGCUGAAGAAGUUGCUCUGCAGGGUGAAGGACAGCAGCCAGCUGCUGCAGAAGAGACUCGUCCAAGAGCGAGACCAGGAGGGCCGAGCCCAAGACCAGCGCUCCCUGCAUCAGUACAAGGAGUUUCUACGCUGGCUGUGUGGGAACCUGCUGGAGGUUUUGUUUCCUGGAGCCUCCUUCUCCAAAUGCCUCAUGUCCCUAAACCUGCUGAAUCUGCUGGCUCAGCUCUUCACCUUCACUGCUGAGCCCGACGUGUUCGCCCUCGGUGAGGUGGUGACUCCCGCACAUGCUCAGAACGUACUCUACUGCGUGGCCAGCAAUUUCCUGGAAGUCAAACAGCUGGCCACGUCGUUGCUCAGGCAGCUUCCUCCAUCCGCCGUUGGACUUCAGGAGCCAGAGGCGAUGCGAUGUCUCCUUCAGGCUUCUCUGGACCUCAGCACCAGCACCAAACCCUACGACAGCGUUACAGCCGCCCAUCUCCUCCACCUGCUGCUCCAGCAGCGGGAGCUGAUCCCGGUUCUGCUGCGAUGUGCCCAGGAUCAAGGCCUGGACCUCCAGAUCCGUCCCCCGGUGCCUCAGACCCCGGAGACUCUCGUCCUAGAGCUCAACACGCUGGCUGUGGUCCAGUUCCUGCUGCGCCGUCUGCAGGCAGAACUAUCCGGAGCCGAGUCGUCUCUGCUGCAGGCGGCCGCUUCGUUUCCGCUCUACGGCAGAGCGCACUGCAUCACCGCCGUCCUGCAGCAUCUAAACACCGAAUGUUUGAGUCAGACGGAGCAGUGGAGAGGCCUGGUGUCGGAGCUGAUUGCUGUGUGCUACAGGAUGUCUGACGUGGUCUCCCCAGUGGUCCAGAGCUCGUCCCCAGAGGGACUCAUCCCCAUGGAUUCUGACUCCGAGACGUCUGGAGGUCUGCAGAAGAUCCUGCAGGAGAUUCAGCCCAGAGACACCAAUGACUUCUUCAACAGCGCCAGAGAGCUGGAAACAGCCCAAGGAGAAGAUCAACCUGGGUCCAAGACCCCCCAGACACCUCCACGAAACGCAGAUGGAGAGGGCUACAGGGUGACGGCUCAGAUGGUGCUGGUAUGUUGCUGGCGGAGCAUGAAGGAAGUGGCCAUGCUGCUCGGUCAGCUCUGUCAGAGUCUGCCUCUGCACUACACCAAUGAAAAGGAGCUGACACACCCCGGACUCAUCACAGAGGAGCAGGUGGAGGGGGUCGGCCUCUACUUCCGCCAGCAGCUGCUGCAGUCCCGGCACCGAGGCGCCUUUGAGCUGGCCUACGUGGGCUUUGUGCGGCUCACCGACAUGCUCUGCAGGAGCGGCAGCCGGGCCUUGCAGCAGCUUCCCUCUCGCUGGCUGUCUGAGGUUCUGGAAGAGGUCAAAUGCAGCGAUCCGACAUCAAAACUGUGUGCCACCCGACGCAGCGCCGGGAUACCCUUCUACAUCCAGGCUUUGCUCUCUUCAGAGCCAAAGUCAUCCAGCUGCAGUCUGCUGAAGAUGACGAUGAGGGAGCUGAUCGCUCUGGCCACGCCGUCUGCUGACCAGAACACCGACGGCUCCACCGUGCCUCAGGUGCACGCUCUGAACAUCCUCCGAGCUUUGUACAGGGACACUCGUUUGGGGGAAAACGUCAUUCCCUUUGUCUCAGAUGGAAUGCAGGCGGCUGUGCUGGGAUUCACCUCUCCUGUGUGGGCGGUGAGGAACUCCUCCACUCUUCUCUUCAGCACUCUGAUCACAAGGAUCUUUGGCGUGAAGAGAGGGAAAGAUGAACACUCAAAAAAGAACAGGAUGACCGGCCGGGAGUUUUUCACUCGUUUUCCAGCUCUCUAUCCGUUCCUCCUGACCCAGCUGGAAGAAGCUGCAGCCACUGUGGAAAGCGACAGCGGUCACGUGAAACUACACCCCAGCCUGUUCUUGCUGUUGCUGGUUCUCAGUCGCCUCUACCCUUCUCCUAUGGAUGGAUCAUCGUCUCUGGGACUCGCUCCUUUCAUGCCCUUAAUCAUAAGAUGCAGUCGCUCCGCCGUGUAUCGCACCAGAGAAAUGGCGGCGCGGGCUGUCGUCCCCUUCGUGCUGGUGACCCAGGUCCCCUCCACUGUCCACUCUCUGCUGCAGGAGCUCCCUCCAGAACCAAGGCCCAAAAUCCAACACAACCACAUCCAUGGCACUCUGCUGCAGGUGCUGUUUCUGCUGCGCUCCUUCCAGACUGACUCACACAGACCCCUGCCAGCAGGAAGUGGCAUCGGAGAGGCCCUCCGUCAGCGCAUGUGGCUCGCCUCUAGGCAGAAUUCCUGUUUGGUGACCAGAGGAGCCUUUUUAGAUGUGCUGAUGUGUCUUUGUGGGUCGAACACCAGCCUUCUGGAAGAUUCGGAGGUCGGCGCUCUUCGUCAGUCUGCGCUCUCCGUUCUAAUGGCCUCAGAACUGAUCACCCCCGACUCUUCCUCGGCUCUCCUUGGCCCCGGCACCACGCAGUACCUCCUCAGCCUCGCCCAGGUGGGGCUCAGUGCGUGUGUAGACUUUCCUGAUCUGUGGAGAGCCUUUGAGCAGAGAAAGCAGCUUCUGGACAGUCUGCUGCGUAGCUCACAUUACGAGGUGAGGGAGCUAACGCUGGAAAUCAUCCUGAGGAAACUGCACGAGGAGGAGGAAAACGAGAGGAGCCCUCUGUGGCUGGAUGAGACCACCGUGUCUGACCUGACCAACAUGGCCGUUCGUGAGACACGCCACCAGUGUUUGGCGAAGGUCCUGCAGGUGUUGUGCAUGUUGAGCUCAAAGUGUGAGCUCUUGUGGAAAGAUGGUGCAAAGACUUUGUCCCAGAAGGAGGUCCUUAUGCGCCUCAUUACUCUGGCUGAGAACUUUACUCACAGUGUGGCGCUCCUGUCUGCUGCGCUGACGUUGGCCUCCCAGCUCGUGGUGGAGCUGGUGAGCUCUGAUCAUCAGGAUCCGGACGCAGCGGGCUGUUUAGCUCAGUGGGGGGCUCUGGUGUCCUCCUGCUGUGGUGAGGAGCAGCCGGUGGAGGUGAAGCUGAUGGUUGCCAAGGUGCUGGUCGCCUGCUCAUCCUCCCUGAUGACCGACCCCCGCCUGCCGCUGGGUUUUCCUGCUACCGUGUCGCUGUGGAGGAGUCUGUUCACGCUGCUGCAGGAUGAAGACCAGGAUGUCAGAGACUCUGCUUCCGACUUCACAUCCCGCCUGCCGACUCACCUGCUCCAUAAAGAUGCUGCAGGUGUGUCCGUUUGUGCUCCAGCAGCUUUGGACCUGGGCGUGGAGCUCCUGUGUCGUAUGUUCCAGCUCUGGGGGCAGCUGGCUGCGGGGGUUUUUGCCCUCACCCGGUGGCUGAUGGGAGAUGAAGAAGGCAACGAUCAGGAGGACGCAGACGAAUCUUCCUGUCUGGAUGAAGUGGAUUUCCUGUUUGAGAAGGGCGAGCUGAACCUGUGGGCCGAGCCGCUGCAGUGGGUGAAGCUCCUUCACCGGCACCUCUGCUCCCUCAUCGUCGGCCUAGAGCAGAACGAGGGCGCAGGAACUGUCGAUCUGGGUCAGGUCCAUCAGAUCCAGAGCCAGGCCCGAGCCCAAGUCCUCCUCUCCCAGCAGGCUCUGGGCCGCCUCCCGCCACUGCCGCAGUUCUCCUGCACCGCGGAGCACGUUCGGCUGACGCUGCGGCACCGCAGGGCCGAGCUGGCCCUGGAUGUGCUCGGCAGGUUCAAACCAACAACGUCGUGUUUUUAACAUUCUAGACUUUUUAAUGUCUUUUUUUUUAACAUUGCUGCUGGAUUUGUUUUAUUUAAUUGUUGAAUGUUGAAUCUUUCCUUGUUGUUACCUUAUUAAAACCCCUUUUUUUAAUCACAUAGGCUCCUUUUUCCUGAAAUGAAACUGAAUCUGCUCUAUUCAGUCUUUUCAGUUUUCCAUGUAACAAACUUAUUGUAUUUUAUUAAGAUUUUAGAUGAAAGGCGAACCCAGAGCAGUGCCUAAAUGUGUAAGGACAAUGAUAUUGGCUUUUAAAUAAAUAAAAAUUUAAAUCUGAA
This is a messenger RNA of Fundulus heteroclitus (mummichog), 6186 nucleotides long. It is a transcript of the gene thada, whose product is annotated as THADA armadillo repeat containing. The transcript is spliced from 38 exons. Bases 125 to 5890 code for a protein of 1921 amino acids. The record is from RefSeq and is a predicted model, not a curated record. Lineage: Eukaryota; Metazoa; Chordata; Actinopteri; Cyprinodontiformes; Fundulidae. Gene Ontology annotation, biological process: tRNA methylation. Gene Ontology annotation, cellular component: cytosol.